Cricetulus griseus (Chinese hamster) is the source of this 6656-nucleotide messenger RNA. The record is from RefSeq and is a predicted model, not a curated record. NCBI's taxonomy places the organism in Eukaryota, Metazoa, Chordata, Mammalia, Rodentia, Cricetidae.
CCUUCGUCCCGCAGAAGGAGAUCGUGUACAACAAGCUUCUGCCCUACGCCGAGCGGCUGGACGCUGAGUCGGAUUUGCAGCUGGCGCAGAUCAAGAGCAACCUGGGCCGGGCUGUGCAGCUGCAGGAGCUGUGGCCCGGGAGCCUCUUCUGGACCCGGAAACUCUCCACGUAUAUCCGACUUUAUGGGAGAAAAUUUAGCAAAGAAGAUCAUGUUCUUUUUAUUAAGUUAUUGUAUGAGCUGGUAUCAAUUCCGAAACUCGAAAUCAGCAUGAUGCAGGGAUUUGCCCGACUCUUGAUCAACUUAUUAAAGAAAAAGGAACUUCUCUCAAGAGAUGAUUUAGAGUUGCCGUGGAGACCACUUUAUGACAUGGUGGAAAAAAUAUUAUAUUCCAAGACAGAGCACCUGGGAUUAAAUUCAUUUCCUAAUUCUGUAGAAAAUGUUCUCAAAACACUCGUGAAAAGCUGCCGACCAUAUUUUCCCGCAGAUGCAACAGCAGAGAUGUUAGAAGAAUGGCGGCCUUUAAUGUGUCCUUUUGAUGUAACAAUGCAAAAGGCCAUCACUUAUUUUGAAAUAUUUCUUCCUACCUCCCUUCCUCCAGAACUGCAUCAUAAAGGUUUCAAACUUUGGUUUGAUGAAUUAAUUGGCCUUUGGGUUUCAGUGCAAAAUCUUCCACAGUGGGAGGGGCAAUUAGUAAAUCUUUUUGCUCGACUGGCUACAGAUAAUAUAGGAUAUAUAGAUUGGGAUCCAUAUGUACCAAAGAUAUUUACAAGAAUUUUGAGAAGCCUGAACCUCCCGGUGGGAAGCAGUCAAGUGUUAGUCCCCAGAUUUUUAACAAAUGCUUAUGAUAUAGGACAUGCUGUAAUAUGGAUCACCGCAAUGAUGGGUGGACCAAGUAAAUUAGUACAAAAACAUUUAUCUGGUUUGUUUAAUAGCAUCACAUCUUUUUAUCAUCCUUCAAAUAAUGGGCGUUGGCUGAACAAGUUAAUGAAACUUCUUCAGCGGUUGCCGAACAGUAUUGUUAGGAGAUUACAUCGUGAAAGAUAUAAGAAGCCCUCUUGGUUAACUCCUGUGCCUGAGAGCCACAAGCUUACUGAUCAAGAUGUUACAGACUUUGUACAAUGCAUUAUUCAGCCUGUCCUCUUGGCUAUGUUUAGCAAAACUGGUAGUCUAGAAGCAGCCCAGGCUCUGCAGAACCUUGCACUCAUGAGACCCGAGUUAGUAAUACCUCCUGUGCUUGAAAGAACAUACCCUGCUUUAGAGACAUUAACAGAACCUCACCAGCUCACAGCUACUUUAAGUUGUGUAAUCGGAGUAGCCCGAAGUUUGGUAUCAGGUGGCAAAUGGUUUCCUGAAGGUCCAACACACAUGCUACCUCUGUUGAUGAGAGCAUUGCCUGGGGUGGAUCCAAAUGACUUUAGUAAAUGCAUGAUCACAUUCCAAUUUAUAGGAACAUUUUCUACUCUGGUGCCUUUAGUAGAUUGUUCAUCUGUACUGCAAGAAAGAAAUGACCUCACAGAAAUCGAAAAAGAACUUUGUUCGGCCACAGCUGAAUUUGAAGAUUUCGUCUUACAGUUUAUGGACAGAUGCUUUGGACUAAUAGAAAGUAGCACAUUGGAACAAACAAGGGAAGAAACAGAAACGGAGAAAAUGACUCACUUGGAGAGUUUGGUUGAAUUAGGUUUGUCUUCCACAUUUAGUACAAUCCUCACACAGUGUUCCAAAGAAAUAUUUAUGGUUGCCCUUCAGAAGGUCUUUAACUUUUCUGUUUCACAUAUAUUUGAAACAAGAGUUGCAGGUCGCAUGGUGGCAGACAUGUGCCGUGCUGCUGUAAAGUGCUGCCCAGAAGAAUCCCUGAAGCUCUUUGUUCCUCACUGCUACGGUGUUAUAACUCAGCUUACAAUGAAUGAUGAUGUAUUAAAGGAAGAGGAGCUAGAUAAGGAGUUGCUGUGGAACCUUCAGCUUCUGUCUGAGAUUACUCGUGUGGAUGGGAAGAAGUUGCUUCUGUACAGGGAGCAGCUUGUGAAGAUUCUCCAUCGAACCCUACACCUGACCUGUAAGCAGGGCUACACACUGUCUUGCAACCUUCUGCAUCAUCUUCUUCGUUCUACCACACUAAUCUACCCCACAGAGUACUGCAGUGUGCCGGGUGGCUUUAACAAGCCACCUUCUGAAUACUUCCCUAUCAAGGACUGGGGUAAGCCUGGAGAUCUGUGGAAUCUGGGGAUCCAGUGGCAUGUUCCUUCUUCAGAGGAAGUCUCUUUCGCCUUCUAUUUGUUAGACUCCUUUCUUCAGCCUGAACUCAUCAAACUCCAACGUUGUGGGGAUGGAGAACUUGAAAUGUCUAGAGAUGAUAUUCUACAGAGUCUGACUAUAGUACACAACUGCUUGAUUGGCUCAGGGAACCUCCUACCUCCUUUGAAAGGAGAGCCAGUUACUAACUUACCCAUCCCGAGAGAACCACCGAGAAGCAAUUGCUAGAGUCAUACGGAAACUUCUUAACCACAUACUUGAUAAUUCAGAAGAUGAUACCAAAUCAUUGUUUCUCAUCAUAAAGAUUAUUGGAGACCUUCUGCAAUUCCAAGGAUCUCAUAAACAUGAAUUUGACUCCCGAUGGAAAAGCUUUAACUUAGUAAAGAAAUCAAUGGAAAAUCGGCUCCAUGGAAAAAAGCAACAUAUCAGAGCACUGCUAAUUGAUAGAGUGAUGCUGCAGCAUGAGUUGCGAACACUAACUGUUGAGGGUUGUGAGUAUAAAAGAAUACAUCAAGAUAUGAUCAGAGAUCUUCUUCGAUUGUCUACAAGUUCGUACAGUCAGGUCAGAAACAAGGCUCAGCAAACAUUUUUUGCUGCAUUGGGAGCAUAUAAUUUCUGUUGCAGAGAUAUCAUCCCUUUGGUUUUGGAGUUUUUACGACCUGAUAGACAGGAUGUCACACAGCAGCAGUUCAAGGGAGCCUUAUAUUGUCUACUUGGAAAUCAUAGUGGUGUGUGUCUGGCAAACCUUCAUGAUUGGGACUGUAUUGUGCAGACUUGGCCAGCACUUGUUUCUUCAGGGCUUAGCCAAGCAAUGUCACUGGAAAAGCCGUCAAUAGUGAGACUAUUUGAUGACCUUGCAGAAAAGAUUCAUAGACAAUAUGAAACAAUUGGCUUGGACUUCACAAUUCCAAAGCCAUGUGCUGCAAUAGCAGAAUUACUUGAACAAUCAAAGAAUCCUUCUAUUAAUCAGACGCUACUUAGCCCGGAAAAAAUUAAAGAAGGACAGAAGCGCCAGCAGGAAAAGAAUGCCGAUGCCCUAAGGAACUAUGAAAGUUUGGUAAAUACUUUACUAGAUGGUGUGGAGCAAAGAAAUUUGCCAUGGAAAUUUGAGCAUAUAGGCAUUGGGCUUCUGUCUCUACUCCUAAGAGACGACAGAGUGUUGCCGCUUCGUGCCAUACGUUUUUUUGUUGAAAAUCUCAACCAUGAUGCAAUCGUUGUUCGAAAGAUGGCCAUCUCAGCUGUUGCUGGUAUUCUCAAGCAGCUGAAGAGACCACACAAAAAGCUGACCAUCAACCCUUAUGAAAUCAGUGGAUGUCCUAAGCCCACCAGAAUGCUUGCUGGUGAUAGACCUGAUAAUCAUUGGUUACAUUAUGAUAGCAAAAGCAUACCAAGAACAAAAAAAGAAUGGGAGUCAAGUUGCUUUGUUGAAAAAACUCAUUGGGGAUACUACAAUUGGCCAAAGAACAUGGUUGUUUAUGCCGGUGUGGAAGAGCAGCCUAAGCUUGGCAGAAGCAGGGAGGAUAUGACGGAGGCAGAGCAGAUUGUGUAUGAUCAUUUUUCUGACCCCAAGUUUGUCGAGCAGUUAAUUACUUUUCUAUCUUUAGAGGACAGAAAAGGAAGAGAUAAGUUUAGUCCCCGGCGUUUCUGUCUCUUUAAGGGUGUAUUUAGGAAUUUUGAUGAUGCUUUUCUGCCUGUUCUGAAGCCCCAUUUAGAACGUUUGGUUGCAGAUUCUCAUGAAAGUACCCAGAGAUGUGUUGCAGAAAUUAUAGCUGGCUUAAUCAGAGGUUCUAAGCAUUGGACAUUUGAGAAGGUGGAGAAGCUUUGGGAACUCCUCUGCCCUCUGCUGAGAACAGCAUUGUCCAACAUGACAGUGGAGACGUACAAUGACUGGGGAACCUGUAUAGCCACAUCCUGUGAAAGCAGAGAUCCCCGGAAGCUUCAUUGGCUUUUUGAACUGCUCUUGGAGUCACCAUUGAGUGGUGAAGGGGGGUCCUUUGUAGAUGCAUGUCGACUCUAUGUGCUUCAAGGUGGCCUUGCCCAGCAAGAAUGGAGAGUCCCUGAGCUAUUACACAGACUUCUAAAGUACUUGGAACCCAAACUCACCCAGGUUUACAAAAAUGUCAGAGAAAGAAUAGGGAGUGUGCUGACCUACAUAUUCAUGAUAGAUGUUUCUUUGCCAAAUACUGCACCAACAACAUCCCCUUGUAUUCCCGAGUUUACUGCCCGAGUCUUAGAGAAACUGAAACCUCUCACAGAUGUGGAUGAAGAAAUUCAGAACCAUAUUAUGGAAGAAAAUGGCAUUGGUGAAGAAGAUGAACGAACUCAGGGCAUUAAACUCUUAAAAACCAUAUUGAAAUGGCUUAUGGCAAGUGCAGGAAGAUCUUUUUCUACAGCAGUCAAAGAACAGCUUCAGCUUCUGCCUUUAUUCUUUAAGAUCGCCCCAGUGGAAAAUGACAAUAGCUAUGAUGAACUGAAAAGAGAUGCAAAACUCUGUUUAUCACUAAUGUCUCAGGGGUUGCUCUACCCUCAUCAAGUGCCUUUGGUACUUCAGGUGCUAAACCAAACAGCAAGAAGCAGUUCUUGGCAUGCAAGAUAUACAGUGCUGACCUACCUCCAGACCAUGGUAUUUUAUAAUCUGUUUAUUUUCCUAAAUAAUGAAGAUGCAGUUAAAGACAUCAGAUGGCUGAUCAUACGCCUUUUGGAAGAUGAGCAGUUAGAGGUUCGAGAAAUGGCUGCUACUACCUUAAGUGGUCUGCUACAGUGUAACUUCCUUACCAUGGACAGUGGUAUGCAGAUUCAUUUUGAGCAACUUUGCAAAACAAAACUACCCAAGAAAAGAAAGCGAGACCCUGGUUCAGUGGGAGAUACCAUUCCUUCUGCAGAGUUGGUCAAACGUCAUGCUGGUGUGCUUGGACUUGGUGCAUGCGUUCUUUCUAGUCCUUAUGAUGUUCCCACCUGGAUGCCCCAGCUCCUUAUGAAUCUCAGUGCACAUUUGAAUGAUCCUCAGCCUAUUGAGAUGACUGUAAAGAAGACUUUAUCCAAUUUCCGAAGGACACACCAUGACAACUGGCAAGAACACAAGCAGCAGUUCACUGACGAUCAGCUGCUUGUCCUCACUGACCUCCUUGUGUCACCAUGCUAUUAUGCAUAGAGAGAUGACUAGUCCUGAUUUGGGGCUCAAUUCAUCAAAAAUUCCAGAUCCUCAGGUAUCAUCUGUGGUGACUCUCUGCAGGUCUCACAAUUCAGCCUCUGUUGAGCUGUCUUCAUUUUAGUGACUUCGGUGUUUGGCCUCAUUAGUCUUCGUUCACAGGUUCCCAGCUGCCAUUUGAUUUCCUAACUUGUCCUGAAGUUUCCCAGAAUACUGAUCACUUUUUCUUUGAGACGUAUGACAAAGUCACAAAGUCUCAGACUAGAAAUAACCCAGUAUGAUCAUGGCAUCAUGACCAAACAGUCUAGAAAUUUGUUAAAAAACAAUUUCCUUGGAAUGGAGAGAAUACUCGUCAGUAAUGUAGGUCCUGUCGUUUCGUUCAUCUCCAAUUAUUUUGACUCCUUCCUCAAAGGCUGUUGGAUUUAAUGGUAGUAGGCCAUGGGCCAUGCAUCUGAAGUCUGGAGAGCCACGAAGAGAAACGGAUCAAAGUGGGCUAGUCUCAGAAUUAACCUAUGACCUGACAGAUUGUUUGACCACAUUGCAGAAGUCUUCGUCUGUGUCCCCACAGACUGGAGUUUUUGGUGCUGAAUAAGAGCCAAUUGCUGAAAAACUGGGGGUUUGGUGAAUAAAUUUUAGACUGAUUUGUAUGUGUAUACAGUGUGUGAUUUUAAAAAUAAAAACAACAUCAAUAAACACCUUGGCUGGUUGCUUUUUACCCUUUAGUCUUCAUAAAUAUUGUUUUGCACCUCACCUUGAAAUACGUUGUACCUCAUAUAAAUGGACAAUUGUACAAUUGCUGUGUUUAAGGAAAUUUUCUUUUCAUAUCUCUCGCUUGCUCUCUCUCUAUUUCCCCCUCUCCCUCUCUUCCUCCCUCCCUCUCCCCCCUUCUGCCCCAUCCCUGCCUUUCCCUCUUCCCUCUCCCCCUUCUGCCUGCAUUCCUUCCUGCCUGCAGAAUCAUUGAAACUAAUAAGAGUUGGUAUGUGACUUGUUUGGUGUGUUACAUAGAUGUAAAAGGUUGUGUAAACUGUAGAGAUAACAUUGGCAAGAUUUUGUACAGAUGCAGCCCUUAACACAACCAUUGUGUGACUCGUUUGUAAGGAUUCACACACAACAUUUUACUAUAGCAACUUGGGGCUUUUGUACCUACACAAUACCAUUUUUAGUGUGUGUUUUUAAAUUAUUUUCUUUUAUCUUUUCAUGUUACAAAAGCUGAAAAGUAGGAUUAUUUAAUAUUAAAAUAUCUGGAUUUUUUUGUA